GUUCAGUCAGCUGGAGACCUGAUUUUCUGAUUUUGGUGGGUUUUUGUGGAACAACAGACUAAACAUGGCAACUACUUCUGAAUCUGAGGGGAAAUUCAAAGUGAAAUACAAUUCACGUGGAAUAAUCGAGAUAUCCAUUGAGGGGAAGCACAUGAGUGUACAAGACUUGAAAAUAAAGAUACAGGAAGACUCUACACUCUGGCCGGAGAUAUGUCAGGUGGCCCAGCAGAGAAAUAAGGACUGUGGUAGGCUGAAAUCAAAUAGACAUCACGACAAACCAAAGAUACUGGGGUACUUGGGCAAUGAUGUGCCACCAUACCCAACUCCAGUUGAAUUUCAUGUUCCAAGUGUGACCCACGUCACUACUGAGGGACCAUUCCGAAUGAUAAUGGAGUCCAAAGAGUUCAGACCACCUAAUGACGGCUUCUCAUGGUGGUCCUUAUAUAUCGAUGAAGAGGAGAUCAAAUCCGCAGAGGAGCGCUAUUUGCAGAAGAAUUUCCCAAAACUGUCACCAGAGCAAAUCGAAAGUCAUGAGCCAUUCCUGAAUAAGUUCACUGACUCACCAGUGUUCCAGCGUGAGUCCCGCUAUGGGAACUACAGAUUCACCUUCCCCCUGACUGACCUGAUGGAGCUGUACCAGCAGCAGCACUGUGGAGGAGAGGAGCCAGUUCUGAGGGUCUUCAAGACCAUGUUCUACAAACAGGAGAUUCUGUACGCUGUGCUGAUUCACAGUCCUCAAGACAACAAGCUUUUUGAAGCAAUGCCACUUCUUGAAGAGAGCAGAUUUGCUCAUUAUGAGAAGGGGAAAAUUAUCUGGCACGCACAGGCCAUUUCUGACAACAUCCAGUAUAAAAUCUUAACCUCAGACAAAGGAGUUGAAGUGCAACAUGUAAACAAAACAGAUUAUGUUUGGGAUCAUGUGUGUCUGGCUUUUCACUUGCCUAAAAACACUAAACCUCACAAGGCCUUGAAAGUCCCAUCUGACAAACUAAUAACAGCCAUCGAGGCCUGUGAACUUAACAAGAUGAAUCUUAUUGCUAAGGAUUCUGCAGAGAAAAAAAGAGAAAGCCUCGAAGAAAAAGCAGAAAGAGACAAACUCUACAAAAGAGCAGUGGAAGUGGUGAAUGAAGUAAAACGAAUGAUGACUGAUGGAAAUGACUGAGGAAAGUAAUCAGAAGAGGAGCAAUGAAUUAGUGUGAAGAAAUGAAAUGAUGUACUUUAUGUAAAGGCAUUUUAAGGUCUAUAUUAAACAGAAAGUACAGGCUGGUGCAUUUAGUUUCAAUGAAUAAGGUAAGACAAAUUAAUAUUAUGCAUAUUAUACAUAUUCAUAUGUAAUUCUGCAGUCAUUCCUUGGAUUUUAGGGUGAAUUGAAACAUUCUGUUUUUGAAGUAGAAAUAUUAGAAUCAAUGAAUUUGUCUCUGGGUUAAAAUUGCCAUGACACAGUGUUUAUGAAUAACGAUAAGACAAUAGACAUGGUUUGGGACCCACAUGGUGCUUAAAUACGGCAAAAAAACAGUCCUUAAAAACUACAACAAAGACCAAAAAUAUUGCACAGCUGAAAACCAAAAUAUGACAUAAUAAUACAUAAUGUUGCAAAACUAUAAUUGAAUAUUACCCAGUUCAGAUCAGAGUAAGGGGUGUUUAGGCACAUGCCUUGUGUGAGUGUUCACUCAAUAGCUUAACAGCUAGAGGAUGAAACUGUUCUUGUGCCUGGAUGUUUUGGUGGUAGGUGUUCUGUAGAGCCUGCUGGGUGGGAAUAGUUCAAACAUACCGUAUCCUGGGUGUGAAAGGCCCUUAGUAAUUUUCCCUGUCUGUUUUCUGACAUACCACUGGGAUAGGCUCCAGCGACCCUGAGGGAGAAGCAGACUUGCCUUAUGAAAAAAAAACUAUACUUGAAGUUCUUGUUAUUAAGUAAACUUAAGUUAGU
Messenger RNA from Pygocentrus nattereri (red-bellied piranha), 1927 nucleotides. RefSeq lists its product as uncharacterized. The record is from RefSeq and is a predicted model, not a curated record. Bases 65 to 1162 code for a protein of 365 amino acids. NCBI's taxonomy places the organism in Eukaryota, Metazoa, Chordata, Actinopteri, Characiformes, Serrasalmidae. The transcript has 2 exons.